Messenger RNA from Drosophila persimilis, 1875 nucleotides. Its product is annotated as protein swallow. The coding region runs from base 27 to 1640 and encodes 537 amino acids. Lineage: Eukaryota; Metazoa; Arthropoda; Insecta; Diptera; Drosophilidae. The record is from RefSeq and is a predicted model, not a curated record. The transcript has 3 exons.
UGUUCACAUUGUGGUUUUUGUAAAAUAUGAGCCUGGAAGACGAGAGCUUUCCCGCCGACGAGCUGUUCGAACAGCUUAAUAGUGCGAGCAUAGGUGCUUCACGCCAGUUCAAGAGCCAAUUUGGCGAACACGAUCAGCCAGAGGCAUUUGAGCGCAAUCCCGCGCCAUUUUUAACCAGCGAUUGCUCUGAUGAGAGUUCGUUCAUCGAUGCCGCCAACAAGAGCGCCAAGACCUGUGUCAGUGACCCGGUGGGCCUUGACCAGUGUGAAGAAGAGGAAGAGGUAGACAAAGAUUUUGAGGAUUCUGCCCUAGCGAACGGUAAUUCCGAACUUCAGAUAAAAAGCGCCCGGAGCAGCAAGUCUGUCUCCUACCAGGAUAUUCACUCGGCGCACACAAAACGGCGCUACAAACACGUGACUAGCAAAGUGGCAAAGUACAUAGCGGAUAUCCAUGCCCAGGACCAACAGCGUCGCAAUGCGACCAAGAAGUUCCAGCGCCACAGCUCCAUGCCGGAGUAUUUGACGCCCACAGCCAGAGAGCGCGGGGCCCACUUCAGUGUAGACGAGUUGCACAAUCUGGACGAGUCUCUGGAUAACAGCAGUGCGGGAAACAUAACUGAUGCCAAAACCCCCAACGACAGCUACGAGCGCCUGCUCAGCGAGAAUGAGCGCCUGCAGAAUGACAAGGAGGACCUGAAGUCCUACAGCGACUAUCUGCAGACCAAGCUGGACGAGAAGGCAAUGGAGAACAUGCAGCUGCGGCGCAACUUUGACGUCUUGCGCACCGAUCUGACCGACUGCAAAGAGAAGUUGAAACGCAAUCAAAGUUACUCGCUUCGUUCCCUCAACUUCUGUCCGCCCGCGAGCGUCCCUAAGGCCACACAAACCGACCACGAAUUACUCUCCCAUGCCCCGAACAUAUCCCGACUAUCGAACAUGGUCGCCAUUGCAGAUAGCGGAACGCCGCUUCCCGGCUCCAAUACGAACAAUCUCACCUACGAUAGCAGUGCCGGUUCCAUUGAGGUGGCCCUGCUGAGCGUGGCACCCGCCGCCCGUCAGCCCAAUGCCGGAAAACCGAAGAAGAACAUCCAGCCGCACUCGCUGGACUUCAGCAACGACAGCACCGAAGCAGAGCCUAAUGGAAAUGGCACCACCUCCACUGGCCAUUCAUCCUCCCGAGCCAUCACCUCCAGACGGGGCGCGGCCCCCAACAACUCUGAGAGCAGUCACCCAAGCAGCAACGACUCUGCCAUCGAGGUUGAAGCCCUCGAUUUGCGCUCACCGUACCAUCGCCAGCCCCAAGGCAGCAUCUACCCGCCGAUGCAAGAUUGGGGUCACAGUGACGGCAUCUAUUUUUUCGACAAGCGCAGGAGCCGCGUCAUCGAAGUGAGGUCUAUUAAUGUAAGUCAAAGUUCCAAUCCAGAGCAAAAUUCCGGAACAAGUGAGACCAACCUUUUGAACCAGUCCCACGUGCAGUUCAGGCACAAGAGAACUUCGAUGGGCACUCGCAUGCUACGCCUUCUUGGGCCUUGUGUCCGCUGCACAGACACGAACCAAUCGGUCAACGCCAGCAGCGCCACCUACACCAUUGGCCUGCCAUUGCUUCGCGAGGAAUACGGCGGUCGACACACCGACCGCUGAUCUAUAUACAUACAUAUAUACUAAAUAAUGUGUCGAUCACUAAAAAUUUGUCUUGCUUUCGUUUUAAUUAUUGUAUCAAAAUGUAUUAUUUUAUGUUGCGUUAAGUAUGGUAUCCUUAAUGUUCCUCGCUCUUUUAGCCGCCUAUUUGGCGAGAGUAUCCUGUCAUCUACAAUAUGUGAAUGUAUGCAUGUAAUCCAAGUUAAAACCCCAUGCUAAAUAUAUGUGUAUUUUUGAA